This is a messenger RNA of Rhea pennata, 923 nucleotides long. Its product is annotated as protein ABHD14A-like. Gene Ontology annotation, cellular component: cytoplasm. The transcript is spliced from 5 exons. The record is from RefSeq and is a predicted model, not a curated record. Lineage: Eukaryota; Metazoa; Chordata; Aves; Rheiformes; Rheidae. The coding region runs from base 55 to 831 and encodes 258 amino acids.
GGCAGGCCGCGGCGGGGCGGCGGCGGCGGCCCCGGCUCCCCUCCGCGGGCCAGGAUGGCCCCGGUGCGCGGCCUGCUGCUCCUCGGCGCGCUCGGCGCCUUGCUCCUCUACCUGCUGCUGCCGGCCGUCCGGCGGGAGCGCGCCCCGCGCGCCGCCGGCUCCGCCGCGCGGACGGGCACCGUCGCCGGCGCGCCCGCCCUCUUCUACAGGGAGGCGCCCGGCCCCGGCGGCCCCGGCGGCCCCGGCGGCCCCGGUGGGCCGGACGUCCUGCUCCUGCACGGCCAGGCCUUCACCUCCAAGACGUGGGAGGCCCUGGGCACGCUGGCGCUGCUCGCCGGAGAAGGCUACCGCGCUGUCGCCAUAGACCUGCCGGGCCACGGGGACUCGCCCCCCUCCGAGACGGUGGCCACAGAGCGGGGCCGGGUGGCCCUCCUGGACCACGUCCUGCAGGAGCUGGCCAUGCGCAGGCCUGUCCUCGUCAGCCCGUCCAUGAGUGGCCGCUUCGCCGUGCCCUUCCUGCUGGCCCGGGGCGACCGGCUGGCGGGCUUCGUGCCCAUCGCGCCCGCGGGCACCGACGACUACGCUGCCGAGCGCUACCGGCAGGUCCAGACGCCCACGCUGAUCCUCUACGGCGACGGGGACGUGGGCCUGGCCCCGCGGGCGCUGCAGAGCCUCCGGCACCUCCCACGGCACCGGGCCGCCGUGCUGCGCGGCGCCGGCCACGCCUGCUACCUGGACCGGCCAGAGGACUUCCACCGGGCCCUGCUGGGCUUCCUGCGCCAGCUGGGGCGCGCGGGGGCCACCGCAGCCCCGCGCCCGGCCCGCCGCUGACGCCGGGGGCUCGGAGAGCUUUGCAGCCGUCGUCCCCGACCCGAAAUGGCACCCGGCAAGCCGGGGAAGGGCGCGGGGGCCUCGGAGGACCC